UCUAUGUCGGAAGUAAUCGGCGACCCACGAUACGGAAGAAGGGUUUUCGUUUUCGGUUUCUGCGCUUCAUGAAUUUUCCGUUGUCCGUGCGUUGCCAUGUUCAAGAUUCACCGAUAAAUUUAUUCUUGGCUACGCAUAAACGUUUAAUCUCGGAAUCCGGUCGAUCACGAGAUUAACGAAACGGGACAGAAGCGUGUGGUCUGAUCUGUAAUAUUGAGUGACGACGGCCACCUUGAGCCUCGGCGCUUUAAAAAUCGUCGAAAGGCCCACGGUCACACGCGCGACAAAGGUAAGGAUCCUACAUUCGACACAUUCUCGACAGUAUUUAUCUUUUGCAGCAGUCCGUACGUUGAAUUUCGCAAGAGUUUCAGUUCACCAUUCUUCACGUUGAUUUCCAGUAAUACUUUUUAGUUUAUUUUAACCUCGAGACGUUCACAAGAAUAUUCUAACUAUCAUAACUAAUGCAUACUUGCGCUACAGAUUAAUCGUAACUGCUACUUCAAUUAUUUUCUUUAGUCUGUUCUCGAUGUAUAUUAAUUUUCUGCAAAACGUUUGUUUUCUGCAAUCGUUCUGUUUAGAUGUUCUGCAUAUAGUGUGCAUCUUUGAUUGUAUGAAAUAUAUUUCGUUGAAAUUAACAUAUUUUAUCAGAUUCUAAUAAAAAGCAGAUUGUAACAAUUUGUUGUAACAAAGUUAUUCUAUUAUUGAAUUUCCAUAGGAUUUCAUAUUUACAAUUUAUUUGACAACUUCCUCCUGGAAAGUUACUUAUAUUUCCUAUUACAGAAAUGAGAAUUGAAAUAAAUCUUAGGACCCAGUUGUAUCACGAUUCCUGGGAAAUAUUGUAGUUCAAAUCUUUAAUUACAAACUUGUAACACGUCUUAUCUGAUAAUUGUUUUAUCAUUGACGAUCGCUUAUCAUUAGUUCUAUAUAAUUUUUUUCUAUCAUCUACUCACGUUAGUAUUAUCAUGAAUUUUAGCUUGAUACUACCUCACGUCUAAAGAUGAAGAACUGCUUUAGUCUUUCGUUUUUCCCCCUGAAUGCUUUCCACUUCCUUCAUUCAUCUCAUCUCUCCAUGUGCCCACAUAAGACAUUCUUACAGGUUGAAAGUCCGUUCGUUAUAGUUUCUAGUGCAGUACGAAAACGGUUUACGGUUUGCCGGUAUUUAUUAGUUUGUGUUGUGUUCGAAAAGUUUGGAUACGUAUAAAAGCAAAAAGUUCCGCGUGAGAAAUCCCGUCUCGAUUAACAGUACGUAUCGUAUAUGUGAAAAGAAGUUCAGUUUAAGUAUAAAGUACAAAAAAGUUUGUUGGUAAAAGAAAGUUUUCAACGUGAUAUAAAAAGUAUGUUCGACGCGGUUUGGAUUGCGAUUCGCGUUGUGCCAUCAAGAGCAAGUACUGCACAGGCUCUUAUCGACACAGGCUAGAGUAAUUCGUCAUGUCAGACUCUGGUUCAGAGAGCUCCUCUUCGGAGGGUUACAACGGAAGGAGGAACCGCGUUACUUCGGUUGACAAUGUGGCAUCGCCGAACUUCUCGCAUCGUUCAUCGGUCUCCGGGCUGAAAUCCCCAGCAAGCUCGAUUUCCUCUAGAGGAAAGUCGCCCGGGUCUGUAUUGUCCGAAAGAGAUUUGAAAUCUCCAGGGUACACACCGAUAUCGCCGAAAUCUCCUAGAUCCGGCUUGGCGUCUCCGAGCGAGAUCACAUCACCAAGAUCGCCUAGUAGUAUGUCAAAAUCACCGCCGGCUUCGCCAAAAUCGUAUCGUUCGGGAAUCAAUUCAUUGGGAUCGCCCAUGGACUGUAGCUUGUCUCGUUCUCCCGUGCAAGACGAAAGAUCGUGUCCACCGUCUCCCAAUGACCUCAAGUCCUUGCAUCUCGAAGACGGGGAGCCCAAGCAGUUCGAAUUGGAAGUGGAUGCGCCGAGAUCCCGAGAGAACUCUUUGAAAUCUUAUUCUUACAAGAACAGCGGAUCCAGGCAGAGUUCGCCGAAAUCUCCGAGGUCUGGACGUAGCUCGCCAAAAUCGAUUAUGUCCGCGAGGAGUUCGCCUAAAUCGUGUCCAGCGUCCCCAAUGGAUUAUCAAGAGUCGGAGAAACGCUCGCCGCCGCGUUCUCCGCCAGCGAAAGCAGAUUCGUUCAACGAAUUGGACGGUGAACAGAUCUCAGACGGAGAUAUCGAAGACGAGCCCGAAUCGUUGAGCAAAUCUAAACCUGCUCCGAUCACGCACGGAGAAGAUUUGUCGGACGUUUCCGAUCUGGAAAGUAUGGACGGGGUCGACGAUGCUAAUGAUCAUGAUGCUAUACUGAAAGAAAAUCAACAGAACGAAGAGAAACGUUCGAAAAGCGAUAAAAUAGAGAAGGAAGAUAAAAGUGCGACCGUCGGGUUGGCUGAAGAGAACGAACAGCUGGAUUUCGAAGCUGAUGGCCAAUGGAAAGAUGAACGCGACGAAGGCGAAACAGAGGGGUCGAUUAUUAAAGAAAAUAAAGAUAAGGAUGACAAAGAUGGGAAGGAUAAGGACAAAGACAAGGAUAAAAUAAAGUCGAAGGAAGGCGGUGAAGGUAACGACAAGGAGGAGGGCGAAGAAGACGGUGAGAAAGUAGAAUCUGAAUUGGAGGAAGGAGAACUUAGCGACGGCGACGAUGCACGACCGGAAGAAACGGAACCGAGACCCGUUUGUCGGUUUUACAACCGAGGCCAAUGCACCUGGGGAGUCAGUUGCAGAUUUUUACACCCGGGUGUAACCGAUAAAGGUAAUUAUACCAUGUUCGAUAUGGUGAGGCCGAUGGCGUAUCCACCGCAUGCGGCUCCUCCGCACGAGUUCAGACCACACAUCGAGAGACCCAACAUGGGACGGUCGAUGCCUGGUUACGGUGCACCGCAACAUACUCCGAAGAUAGAAGAACUUCCUACCGAGUCAGCGUGGGAACGCGGGUUGCGACACGCUAAGGAAAUGAUGCGGAAAGCGAACAAACGUAAAGAAUCAGACAUGGACUUUGAGGAGAAAAAAAUGAACUUGAGCUUAGGGCAAGAUGAAUUAGAUAGAGAAGCCGGAUAUUACGUGAGACCGGCGAGCCCGGAACCACCUGUUGAAAGAUGGCCACCUAGAGAAGCACCUAGGAGAAUACCACCACCGAGAAUCACGCCAGAAAGAUAUAUCGAAGAACCAGAUCCGUAUUAUGCUCCGCCAGCAGCACCUCCAGAAUAUUAUAGGAGGGUACAUUAUAAGGGUGAAUCCCGAGUUAGUGCAACCGAGUACAGGGAGCGCAUCGACUAUCACGCGAUACCUCGCGGUGCCCCACAUUCCGUAUCUCCACCGCCGCAUACGAGGGAGAGGGAAAGGGAAAGGGAGCGUGAACGCGACAGGGAACGGGAGUAUUACGAGAAAUACGAAAAGAAACAUAAGCGCCCGUCGAGAGAAGUUAUCGUCGAGCGUAUCCCACCGACGAAACCCUGGCGAGAAGAAGAACCGCCGCCGGAGGAAAGAGGAAGAGGAGAUGAAUGGGCAGAUCCUUGGAUGCGUCGGAAGUCUCCGAGCACAGUACGACGGAACACGUCUUCCCGGCGAUCGCGAAGACAGUCUUAUUCAUCGGGAUCUUCAUAUUCGUCGACCAGUUCUAGCCGUAGUUCGAGCCGCUCUAGCUACAGUUCUUACGACUCCCUAUCCAGGUCCCGUUCACCAUCCCCUCCCUCCAGAAACCGUGGUGCCGGCAAAGGGAAGGCAGUGGUCACAUCGCCAACCUCUAAUCCUCCGGCGGUCGCAGCUGCCGCGCCUCAACGUGGUGCCAUGUUAAUGAAUCCACCCGCUCCCUCUCCUCGUCCACCCAAAGGUUCCAUCUCACCUACGACUGGCACGCUGCAUCGACGCGCUGGUUUAAACCCACCAGCUCCGAGUCCGCUCUCUUCUCAUCAGCGUCAUCACGAGAAGUCAAGGGACAAGGCGGCGUUGGCAGCGGCUGCAGUAGCGAAGGUUAUCAAAAGCCGAUCAAGAUCAAGGUCUUCGCACAGUAGUUCAGGAUCGGAGAGCAGCGGUAGUAGUAGCGAUUCCAGUGAAUCGAGUUACUCGUCUUCUUCCAGCGAGACUCGUCGCAGAAAGGGUUCGACACCGCCGAUCACCCGAAAAGAUUCGAAGGGUAUCGACGCUUUGAAGCUUAGCGGCACGAAGCAACAGAUCAAGCUCACGUUGAAAUCAACGAGCAAUGCAUCGACCACAAAAAAGAUCGACCGAUCCGCUUUAAUGGCCGGUAAAAAGAGAGCGCUAGAGUCCCCGCCGUUAAUCGACAGUAAAGCAAGCGUCGCCGCUGCUGCAGCCAAGGCUGCGAAAAAAGCGAGUUCCCGCAGGGAAGAGUUGUUGAAACAACUGAAAGCCGUGGAGGACGCGAUUGCCCGUAAGAGAUCGAAAGUUUAAUAGCUCGUGUUCUUCGUUGCUUUGGAAACAAGUAUGUAUACGCGCAACCGAUAAUGCGUACAUUUUCCGGAUAUAAUUCUGUAACUAUCUAUUGUAACGUAGCCCACGAUAUGAAGACAAAAAAGGAAAGUUCAUAUCAGAGAGAAAAAGAUAUUUCUCUACUUUCCUCAUUUUUUUUAAUCACGACGAUAGUCGUAUAAUUUUCAUUGUUCAAUCUUUGUUCUCGUUUACAUAUACAGAGUGUUCGAUCUGAUAGUGGAAAAACUGAAAGAAUUAACUCUAAGAGUGAAGAUAAAGCUUUUGAAAUCACACUUUAAAUUCGCUCACGCCAGAAGCCGAACACCGUGUGUCUACAUAAAUCUAAAACUGCAUCGCCCAUUAGCUUGUUCGUUGAAUCAAUUGGAAGUCGCAAAACAUUGCGCGCUUACAUAAACGUAAAAAACUUUGACGUUGCACAUGUUCCUAGAGAUAAUUAUCAUAGCGACUUGUAAUGAUAAUGGAUAGAAAUGAAGCCUGUGCAAACUAUAAAACGACGUCUUCAAACUGCCAAAUGUACGGGAAUAAAAAUAUGUAACGUAUUUAUUUACGAGGUGAUUUCGUCUACUUCGAUGAUGGUAAUGAGUUCGAGCUUUUAAAAGUAGAUGCAAGACACGGAUAUUCGGUGAUACGUAAACGACGAUACAGUAUCGUAUCGAGAGAAAUCUCUUCCUUUUUUUUUUAGUUCUAUUAACUUACAGUCAUUACAUUCGCACUCACUAUCGUAUUAGCAUUAUUACUUUACUUGUGUCGAUUAAAGAUAUAUGAAUUUGGACAUUCACAUUGGAGAUUUCGUUAAUGGAACAUCAGAUGUUAUCCAACGCGUGCAUAUUUUCCAAUAGCUGUCUUUAUGAUACAAAGAUUCCUCGUCGAUAUCCGCGGGAUAGCUGACGAUUAAAGUAAUUUUACCACACGUAGACAGCGGAUAAACUUAGUAUAAAAAUUGAAUAAGAAACAAAAUGUAUUCUUUCAUACAGAAUCCAAUGCUCUACUGUAAGUUUCCUUUUUCAAGACGGGUGUAAACAUAAAAGUGACGCAAAUAUAAAAUUUGAUAAUCGAUCAAGAA
Ceratina calcarata is the source of this 5491-nucleotide messenger RNA. RefSeq names its product zinc finger CCCH domain-containing protein 18. Bases 1429 to 4389 code for a protein of 986 amino acids. The record is from RefSeq and is a predicted model, not a curated record. NCBI's taxonomy places the organism in Eukaryota, Metazoa, Arthropoda, Insecta, Hymenoptera, Apidae. The transcript has 7 exons. Gene Ontology annotation, cellular component: precatalytic spliceosome. Gene Ontology annotation, molecular function: metal ion binding; RNA binding.